Molecule: messenger RNA, 2411 nt
Organism: Gaeumannomyces tritici R3-111a-1
Lineage: Eukaryota; Fungi; Ascomycota; Sordariomycetes; Magnaporthales; Magnaporthaceae
Exons: 4
Coding region: 177-2150 (657 amino acids)
Biological process (GO): transmembrane transport
Cellular component (GO): membrane
Molecular function (GO): transmembrane transporter activity
Source: RefSeq, a predicted model, not a curated record
UCUUGUCCUCCCUUCAUCCUCUCUGUCUCCGUGAUCUGGGCUAUGCUGCUCCAGAGGAGAGACAGAGGGAGAGGCAAAUAGAUGAGCCAAACUACUUGUCGCUGAUCGCCCACUCGCUUACGAGACACUCGCUCUUGACGACAAAUCACGCUCCUCUUGAUCGAUAGAGCCGCAGAAUGAUCUCCAGAGCUGUUUCGCAGGUCUUCAAGUGGUGGGAGCCACUGAAGCUCGAGGGAGACAUCAGGCAUGUGCGGCACCGACGGCGCCGAGAGAGGCAGAUUCUCAACAUCCUCGACGGCAUCGGCUUCAGCUGGCGAGUCUACCUCGUCGCCUUUAUGGGCUUCCUGGCCUCGAGCUGGAGCCUGAUCGCCAUCAACAUCACCACGCCGGCUCUGUUCUACCUUUACGGGCCCGAGAGCAGGGAUAGCGAUGGCGGCGCGCUCCCGAAGGAUGCCGACCUGGUGCUCGACAUGGUGACCCUCGGCGGCACCGUCGUCGGCAUGAUCGGGUUCGGGCACGUCGCCGACAGGCUCGGCAGGAGCGCGCUGUAUGGCUUCGAGCUACUCAUCGUGCUGGCGGCCAUCGGCGGCGCCGCGUUUUCGAGCCGGGGGUACGUCGACCCCAUAAGCGGCAGCUCCUCCAUGGAUAUCUACGCCUCGCUUAUUUGGUGGAGGGCGACUCUUGGGCUGGGCAUAGGAGCAGAGUACCCAAUGAGCGCAGUUAUCGCCUCGGAAUUCACGGCCACGGCCUGGCGCGGCACCAUGCUCGCCGCCAUCUUCCUGGCCCAAGGCAUCGGCCGGGUCUGCGCCUAUGGCCUGGGCCGGGCCAUCAUCCAUGCGUACAGCCUGCAGGCGCCGGCCAUGGCCAAUGGGGGCGAUGCCUCGGUAAAGCUCGCCGUUGACAGCAUCUGGCGCAUGGUCCUCGGCCUCGCCGGCGUGCCCGCCGUCUUCGCCAUCGGCCUCCGCAUCUUCAUCCCCGAGACCCCGCGCUUCUACUCGGCUAUCAAGCGCGACCUCAACAAGGCCCUCGGCGCCGUUAUCAAGAUCGGCUCCACCUCGCCGCGGCCCCAGGACGCCGCGUCCGACGACUCGGACGAGCCGGAUGCCGAGGAAGGCGGUGGUGGUAGGCCGUCAUGGUCUUCCGCCUUUUGGACCUAUCUCUUUGGCAAGAGCCAGGGGUGGAAGCGCCUCACCCCCCUAACACCGCAGUGGCUGCUUUUAGACAUAGCAUUUUACGGCACGGGGCUGGAUAGCCCCCGUACCCUCGCCGGCUUGUUGAUGAACAGCACACCAACGGUGAAGCCAGGAGACCUACCAACCUGGAACGAGGACCUGAGCAGACCAGGUGCGGAUAUCUACGAGGUACUCCAACUCAACACGGGGCGGACGCUGUACAUGACGUCCGCCGCCGCCAUCACCGGCAGCCUGGCCGUCAUACCGCUCAUGGGCCUGUUCAAGCGCCGGACGCUCUACAUCUGGACGAGCGGCGCCCUGGCGCUCCUGUUCGCGGCCGCCUCCAUCACUGUCUCGCAGACGUACGGCCGGGAGGGCGACGGCCACUACGCCAGCGUCGUGCUGUACGCGCUGACGCAGUUCCUAUUCAACCUCGGGCCGAACACGUUGACUUUCGUCCUCGCGGCCGAGGUCUUCCCGACCGAGUUCCGGGGCACCUGCUACGGCGUCGCGGCGGCGGGCGGGAAGGUGGGCGCCAUCCUUGCCCGGGUCAUCUCCAGGUCGAUGAGGCACGUCGAUGACGAGCGCGGGCGCGGGCUGUGGAUCAUGCUAGCCGUGUUCUCGGGGAUCAUGGCCCUCAUGGCCGCCCUCACGCUCUUCGCCCCCUUUGGCCUCGGCAUCCCCGACACCCAGACGACCGAGAGGAGGUACGACGGCUCCGCCGGCGGCGGCGGCAGGAGGAGAGCAAUCUGCGGAGGAGGACCGGGCGGGCUGACGGACCUCAGCCUCGAGGAGAUCUCGCCGUGGCCGCUUGUCGAGAGUGACGAUGAGGGUGGCGAUGUGGUAGAGUAUGGGGAUGAAGUCCGUGGGAUGCGGCAGAGUCGCGCUGUGGGGGUUGAUGGGCAGUCGGGUGGGAGUAGCGGUGGCCUGGCCGAGAAUGGCUGGGCCGGGCUGCCUCCCCCUGCCCAGGGGUACUGAUGCCGUCGCUAUCUGCCACGGGUUCUUGGCCGGUGACAGUAUGUAUUCCUCGUGUGUAUUUGCCGAGCUAGUCUGAGGUGACAGCUCGCAGAGUAAUUGCUAGAUCCAAGGUCGACUUUCUUCUAUUCAUUCAGUUCGACAUGAUACUCGACAACAGGCAAGGGCGAUUAGGGUGCAGUCCAGACCGGGAUGAGGUCAAAUUAUCCCACAACUAGACUCUCAACCGGCAAUAUGUACAGAUAUUCUACCCCAAAGAGGAAC